AUGGAAUGGGAAGCCGCAGCCGAUCCAGACGACAUUAACUCGGCGGACGUUAUGGCCGAAGAGGAAGCCAUCAUCGAAGGCAUCGCCAUCAUCAUGACGCAACUUGAGAAUGGUGCGGCAUCUUCAAAUGACACAGUAGUAACGGAAGUUUCUGAGAAUUUGGACGAAACUUAUGAUGAUAGUUCUGAAAACACUCCAUCCUAUGGAGAAGAAACUUCUGAUGAUUCCGAGGCAGAAUCAACCGAAGGUGAAGAGACUUCAAUCUCUGGAGAAGAGAGUUCUGAUGAUGAAGUGGCGCCACCUCCUCCCAUAGAAGGGAAUCCUCAAGGAGGUUGCUGUUCGUUCUGCUGCCCAGGAGUCUGCUGUUCGUAUGGAGGUCAUCCAUGGGGUCCAUGGGGUCCAUGGGGUCACGGCGGUCGGAGAAGACAUCACCGAAGUAGGGGUCGCUUCCAUGGAAGAGGACAUCGUCGAGGAUAUCGCCGCGCUAAUUUCGGAUAUUAUUAUGACCACCCUAAUCAAUUCGGAUAUCAGUAUGGCAACUACCUUAAUCAGUUCGGUCCGUAUAACCACCACUUCAAUCAGUUCGGAUCUCAGUAUCAACAGCAACCUCAUCAUUUCGGCAAUCCGUAUUACUACUACUAA
This is a messenger RNA of Cylicocyclus nassatus, 642 nucleotides long. Lineage: Eukaryota; Metazoa; Nematoda; Chromadorea; Rhabditida; Strongylidae. The record is from the annotation of a GenBank genome assembly.